Messenger RNA from Microthlaspi erraticum, 513 nucleotides. Lineage: Eukaryota; Viridiplantae; Streptophyta; Magnoliopsida; Brassicales; Brassicaceae. The record is from the annotation of a GenBank genome assembly.
AUGGUGGGUAUGAAUUGCAAGAACCUUGAGAUUCUAAAACGGAAUUUGAUGGAUCCUUGCGAGGUCGAGAGGUUAGAGCACAUGAGGAGGUUCGUGCCUCAUACCUAUGGGGAGAAAACCGCUAUCGACAUUUAUGGGAAUGCUGAUGCUCAUAAAAUUGGGAGACACAUGCGACAGCUGAAGCAUCUGGAACUUCGAUUCUCUUCAAUGAACGAUAAAGAUUUGCUUUCCUCGUGCCGCGAUGGGGUUUGGUUUGAUUCUCUAUGUCUGUCUUGGCAAUCCAGGUACUCAUGGGCUAGGCUGUUACAGAUGGAGCAGUGGAGUCCCAGGCGUUCGUACUCCAGAGUAAUAAGGGCCACCUCUCCCGUAGUGAACUCAAUCUCCGUUUCUUUUACUAUCGGGCUCAAGGUAUUGACCGAGAUCUUGACUUUUGCAACUGCCUUCGAGAGCUCAAACUCGAGGAGCUCUCCUAUCUCCCUCCCAAUCUUGCAGAUGAGUUCUUCUUUCCAGUAA